Messenger RNA from Centruroides sculpturatus (bark scorpion), 1662 nucleotides. RefSeq lists its product as uncharacterized. The record is from RefSeq and is a predicted model, not a curated record. The coding region runs from base 722 to 1630 and encodes 302 amino acids. NCBI's taxonomy places the organism in Eukaryota, Metazoa, Arthropoda, Arachnida, Scorpiones, Buthidae. The transcript has 10 exons.
AGUGGAUAGAAUAUCGUGUGGGAGUUGUACUAAAAAAUUAUUAUUAAUGAUAAAUGACAAUAACAAUGAUCAUUUCUUAACAUCCCAGUAGAACACUUUACUAUUGAGAUGCAAUUGUAUGAUUUGAGAAUCACUAACUUCUGGUUUGACAAUAAAUAAACAAUACUAAAACAUAAUUAAAAUAAAUAAAAGUUAUUGUUGUAUAUUUGUCUUGUAGAACUUCUACAGUUAUUGUUGUAAUAAUCAUUAUUACGUUUCUAGAAAAUACUACAAAUCAGUGAUAUUUACUAAGGACUUAAUAAUGAUUAUUGUAAUAAUAUAUAACAAUAUAUUUUUAUACAGUGAUGUCUAUAGAUUAUCAUAACUUUCUGUAUCUGUAGUUAAUGUGAAGCUGUUUGGAGGAUAUCCAGUAUAUUUUAUCAAAAGUAACAGCUAUAAUUUUGAUAAUGAGGAUAAAGAAUAAUUAUACUAGUUGUACCAUAGUGUAUGUUUUGUUGUUAUUUCUAAUAAACAUAAUAAAUGAAACAGUUCCAAUGUUGUGAUAACACUUGGUAUUUAUGAUGAACACUAUAUAUUUUAGUGUUCUGUUUUGCAACAAUCCAUUAUUUAGGCUUCUUUAAUUGAACAAAAUUUUAAGUUGCUUUUACUUAAAUAAAAAAUUGAUAGAUCAAAAAAUACUUAAUAUAUAACAAAAAAAGAAAAUCACAUCAAGCGAUUACAGAUGGAAAAUGCUCAGUUUAGAGCUGGAGUUGAGGGAAAAGAAGCUGUGAUAUUAAAACAAAGAAAGGAAAUUAGGCAGUUUAAUGCAAGAUUACAGAGAUUAGAGAAAGAUUUACGAAUGAAAGAAGAAAUAAUUAAGAAACUAAAAAAUAGAGUUGAUUUUAAUAUUUCACAAACAGAGCAAGAAAAAUUAUCAACUAUUGGAACUAGAUGCUUAGAAGAGAGACAUCAACAAAGGUUAGAAGAAUUCCAAAAUAGAAUAAGUCAGAUAGAAGAUGGUCUUUAUUCUAUUGAUGAUUCCAAAGAAAAUUUUGAUAUGAAUAUUUUAAAUCCUUUAAAUGAAUGGAAGCACGAUAAUCAUUCCUUUAGCACUAGUAAUUUAGAAGUUAUUCAAGAGCAACCUUUUAAUGAAAUCUUUUUAUAUGAUACAAUUAAACAAUGUGAAGAAACUUAUUUGAAUCUUAUAAAUUCAUUAGCUCAUUCGCUUGGCAUAACAGAACUGGAAGGUGCGGUAUCUCUUGCAAUUGUUCCUCAUAUGGAAUGGAAUGUAUUAAUUAAAGAAAGGAAAAAAGAUCAUAAACGUUUUAUUAAUGCAAUUGAAGUACUCAAAACUCUUGCUCAGAAUGAACUUGUUGAUCAAGAAGAACAUUUUAGAAGCUUAGAAAAUCAACUACAUUCAGCUACUCAUGAAAUAAAUAGAUUAAAAGAAGAAAAUAAAUUGAAAAUGAGGGAAUUGAAAGAAGCUGAAAAAAUAUUGAAACUAACUCGUAGGAGUCUAGAAAGAGAAAGAUUGAUUAAUUUAGCCAUAAAGCAGAACAGAAAAAAGUUGGAACAGUUGACUGCUAAAAUAAUUUUACAGAAAGAAGAUGACAUGUUGAAAGUUGAAGAGAAAACUACUUCUUUUAAAUAGAAUAUUAAGAAGAAAAGAAAAGAAAUAAGUAA